CCCAAAGCGAGCAAGCCGAGUCUAGCCUGAACUUGUCGAGACUCAGGGCUGCCUAUUGCCUAUACUGGACUACGAUAGUACCAUACCAUCCAAGUACAAGGCUGUACCAAUCCACUCGCUCAACAUGCAUAUCCUGGUUGUGAACGACGACGGACCUCCUUCGCGCCGCCUGUCUCCAUACAUCCAACCGCUUGUCUCCGCCCUCCAAGCAGCGGGCCACCUCGUCUCCGUCGCCAUCCCAGCCGCUUCCCGCUCCUGGAUCGGCAAGGCACAUCUGAUCGAAGCCUCGCUGAAAGCCACCUACGUCCCGCCGCAAGCCUUCCACAACGACGGCACCUGGAACGAGACCUACACCCACACCGCGGCCAAUGACCACUCCUCCUCCUCCUCCUCCUCCUCCUCCUCCCCCAAUGGCACAACCACCAGCGGCACCCCCAACGACGAAUGGGUCGUAAUCACGAACGGCACACCCGCCAGCUGCGUGCAACUCGGCCUCUUCAACCUCUUCCCCGACCGACCCCCGAUUGACCUGGUCAUCUCCGGCCCGAACCACGGCCGCAACGCCUCGACGAUCUACAACCUCUCGUCCGGCACCGUGGGCGGCGCCCUCGAGGCCGCCACCUGCGGCAAGCGCGGCAUCGCCAUCUCCUUCGGCAGCAAGGAGGAGCAACCGGCCGCGAUCAUCGCGGCCGCCGCCCGCCUGGCCGUGCGCGUCGUCAACCACCUGCUUGCGCACUGGGACGAGCGCGUCGAACUCUACAACAUCAACGUCCCCAUGCGCGAGGACGUCGAGGCCCGGCCCGUGCUGUGGACGCGCACGCUUCCCUACUACUGGGCCAAGGGGUAUCUCUACGCUGAGGCGGACAACAACUCACAACAACAACAAGUCAACGGAGUCUCUUCGGCGCAGCAGCAUGACCACAAACCCGCGACGACACUCAAGCAAAGGGACUUCAAAUGGGGCGCGCAGCUGUUGGAUAUGAAGAAGGCGCUGCAGGCCAGUGAGGAAGGGACGGAUGCGCAUACCGUGCUGAAUGGGUGUACCAGUGUCACCGCCCUUCGCGCGAACUUCUGGCAUGUUCCUGGCUUGGAGGGAACUUUGGAGUUGGAAUGAUUCGAUCAAUAUGCAUAAUUGGAUAGGGUGGGAAGGGGAAAGGAGUGGUGGAACAACAACAAAACGACAAC
Messenger RNA from Aspergillus uvarum CBS 121591, 1185 nucleotides. RefSeq names its product 5'/3'-nucleotidase SurE. The coding region runs from base 125 to 1114 and encodes 329 amino acids. The transcript has 3 exons. Gene Ontology annotation, molecular function: hydrolase activity. Gene Ontology annotation, cellular component: P-body. Lineage: Eukaryota; Fungi; Ascomycota; Eurotiomycetes; Eurotiales; Aspergillaceae. The record is from RefSeq and is a predicted model, not a curated record.